CAACCUAAUUCUACACAACAACAGCCAGGUUUUCCACCACAAUCUAAUUCUAUACAACAGCCAGGUUUUCCACCACAGCCUAAUUCUACAUUGCAGCAACCAGGUUUUCCACCACAACUUAAUUUAAAAUCACAGCAAUCAGGUUUUUCAACUCAGCCUACUACAGUUUUAGAGCAACCAGGCUUUCCACCACAAUCUAAUUUAAAAUCGCAGCAACCAGGUUUUCCACCUCAGUCUAGUACAGCAUUACAGCAACCAGGUUUUCCACCACAACCUAAUUCUACAUUGCAACAGCCUUGUUUUCCAUCUCAAUCUAAUAUAACACCACAGUCAGGUUUUUUAUCACAGCCUAAUUCAAUACCGCAACAACCAGGUUUUCCAUCACGACCUGGUUCUACACAGCCACAAUCAGGUUUUCCACAAUCUAAUUCAGUAUCACAACAAUCGAGUUUUUCAUCUCAACUUAGUACUACAUCGCAACAUUCAGAUUUUUCACCACAACCUAAUUCUUCUCAGCAACAGCCAGGUCUUCCACCGCAAGCUAAUUCUACAAUGCAGCAGUCUGGCUUUCCACCACAACCAAAUUCUUCAUCGCAGCAGCCAGGCUUUCCACCUCAACUGAAUUCUACAUCGAAACUAUCCAGUUUUCCACCACAGCCUAAUUCUACUAUUCAACAGCCAGGAUUUCCACCACAAUCUAAUUCUACACAGAAACAGCAAGGUUUUCGACCAAAAUCUAAUUCUUUACAACAACAGCCAGGUUUUCCACCUCAACCUAAUUCUACAUUGCAGCAACCUGGUUUUCCACUACAGUCUAAUUCUACAUUACAGCAGCCAGGCUUUCUACCACAACCUAAUUCUACACAGCAACAACCUGGCUUUCCACCACAACCUAAUUCUACAUUGCAACAGCCAGGUUUUCCACCACAAUCUAAUUCUAUUCAACAACAGCCAGGUUUUCCACCACAACCUAAUUCUACACAACAACAGCCAGGUUUUCCA
Messenger RNA from Sipha flava (yellow sugarcane aphid), 1002 nucleotides. Its product is annotated as PGC-1 and ERR-induced regulator in muscle protein 1-like. The record is from RefSeq and is a predicted model, not a curated record. NCBI's taxonomy places the organism in Eukaryota, Metazoa, Arthropoda, Insecta, Hemiptera, Aphididae.